CUCUGCUCCGCCGGUGAGCUCCUCAGAUUGUCUAACUAUCGCUGAAAUGGAAAACAACCCUUUUACUGAAGUCGACGCCACCACUAGUGACGUUUCUACUGAAGCCAAUCCUUCUGUUUCUUCGAACUCAGCUGAAUCUCAUCUUAAUCACCUCAACAAUGGCAGCACUGAGGCUGUAGCGAAAGCUUUAUCAUCAAUGCUCACCUCUCUCAUCCAAGACUUCGAUUCCAAAGCUCAAAACGCCCUCGACAGCCAAGACCAGCUAAAUUCCGCCCUGGAUCGUCUUACCCGAGAGUUGGAUCAGUUAUUGGAGGAUGCUCCUUUGCCAUUCAUUAUCCAGCAUGCAUCCAAGAUUUCUGGUGUUAGAAAGAGAGUUUCAUCAUUGAACUCAGUUCUGAAAUCGAUUCAAUGGCGUGUUGAUAGUAUAGACAGAAUACUACAAACUGGCAUGCUACAUGGUAAGUAAAUUAUUUUCAUGAUAGUUUCAUUUUUUGAUAUUUAAUUAGACAUAGUCUGAGCCCUUUGCAGAAGGUUGUCUUCUAGAUCACUGUGACUGCCACCUCAAUAUAGUAACUCUUCCUUCAACUUCUUUUGGGGGCUUUCAAUCUGUCAGAUUUUUCUUCUCUUUUUCUCUUUCUGUAUAAGUUCAUCACAGGCAGAAUUUGCACGUGGUUCUAAUAUAAAUUUUUCUUACUGAUUUUAAUUUUGAUGCCUGUGUUGAUUAUUGAGUUGGAUGGAGAUAAAUGCAUUUGUUGCAUUGUUUUAGUGGUUCUCAAAUGAUUUCUGUUUUUUGGGUGCUGAGUUUAAGUCAUAAAAUCUUGUGCAAAAAGCACUGGGAGGGGGAUUUGAACCCCAGAAUCUAGGUUGGGGAAGUGUCACUUUACCAAUUGAGCUGCAAGGUGAAGUGUCAGGUAAUUUAGUAACUUAAUUGAUAAUUAAAUGACCUGUAAGAGUGCAAGGCAUGUCUAAUGUCUCUUGUCAAGCGGGUAGACAUUGAGUUAAUUUUGUAGUUUGGGGACCAAGACCAGUCCACAUUGCACAAAAAUAAAAGUUGGAUUCCUGAACCACAGCUUUGAGCCAAGUUAGAGGGUCAGAAUCAUGCAUUUGGAAGUUAUUGAUUACAAUGAACUUAUGCAACUUGUAUUCAUUCAUUUGUUAUUUAAGUAUUCUGGAAUAAAAGCUGGAUUCUCAUUCUAGUGAUGCUUAUGAUUUAUGUCAGUGUUUUAUUUGAUUUUCCUGAAUUCUUAUGUUGUAACCACAGAAAAGACUGCCAGAGAACAUUCCUCAUAAUAUCUGCAUCACCUGUUGUGCUACUGUUAGGAAACACUAGGUAGAGAGGCUACCUUGGAUCUCUGCUGGAUGUACCUCCUUGCAGCUAGGAAGCACCUCAUUCACUGUUCUUAACAUGGCCAAGGAAAUGUCAAAGGAGAGCUAAUCAAAGAUACUUGACAAAUGUAAUAUUUGCAAUACAUAGUUUGUAAUUUAGAGUACAUUUAAGAAUUAUAUGGCAAUCUAAUGACAGGGAUAAGUUAGUCUCUUCCCUCUUUAUUCUCUUUUACCUUUUUAGAUUACUUUUUACGUCAUGAACUCUACUAAACAAAAUCUUCAGUGAUCCUUAUAUUCUAUCUUUAAGGAGCAUCAAUACAUAUUUUCGGCCUGA
Messenger RNA from Rubroshorea leprosula, 1660 nucleotides. The record is from the annotation of a GenBank genome assembly. NCBI's taxonomy places the organism in Eukaryota, Viridiplantae, Streptophyta, Magnoliopsida, Malvales, Dipterocarpaceae.